This is a messenger RNA of Eufriesea mexicana, 3303 nucleotides long. RefSeq lists its product as uncharacterized. The record is from RefSeq and is a predicted model, not a curated record. The transcript has 6 exons. Lineage: Eukaryota; Metazoa; Arthropoda; Insecta; Hymenoptera; Apidae. Bases 813 to 3248 code for a protein of 811 amino acids.
GGAGCCGCCUUCGAACGCUCCCACGUACAGUACAGCUAUUAAAUCUUAACCAGUUAAUAUCGAAGAGCAAUUGUACAAAUAUUGUUAGAAAGAUAGGUUAUAAAAAAAUAUUCGUAAAAAAUACAACAAUGAAUUGAUGAACGUAUUUAAAUGAGGAGAAUUUCGUGUAUCAUUGGCAAUGUUUGUCGCGAAAAAUGAAAUGAAAUCAAACACGCGUCAUCCGGUGAUCGACACGAUGAUUUGACACGAUUUAAACUACGAGGAUAUAAGGACAUCGCAAGGAACUUACAGGUGAGAUUGUUCGACUACUGAAUGCGCAAUCGAUCGCGUAGGAUAAUCGCGACACAGCAAAAUUUAUUCAUCAUUUAUGCACAUUCUGGCACGAAUGUCAAAACAAGCAUCAAACCGAUUAGAUCCGAUGGUGUUGAGCGACAUCGGUUUGUUCGGUGACGUAUAAAAAAAGGAACGUCACUUGUGGCUUAAAAAGGAAAAAGGAAAACGGAAAUGUGCGCCGAGUCGCAUCGAAUCGAAUUAAUCAAAUUUAACGCGAGGAAGCGGAUAUUUCAAGCUUGAAAUCACAGAUAACGAAUUGAAAUCCUGUAUCUUUGUAUAACACAGACUCCUCGUUAAUUAUUUCUAAUUACGCUUUAUCUAAUCAUAUUUCCUGGUUGGUAUUUCAGUAGAAACGAUGAAACUUUGCUACAUAUUGCUAGGAUUGGUUCGAGAUCGAAACUGAUAAUAGAGAUAUUUUAUUGUUUGGAAAAUCAAAGAUCUCGUAUAGAGAAAAGAAUUGAUUAAACGAGCAAGUUGCGAUGGGCCUCAACACCGAGUUUACUGCUAUACUUCGAGAUGUAAUGCAAUUUUUGGAAUGCCUCCGCGAAGUGAAGCUUCCAACUAGAUUGGAGAGCAUCCGGGACGAUUUAUUGAUACGUUCGAAGGAUACACUAACGAUGUUCAUGGUAGAAAGAAUCGGACCAUCGAUUUCUCCGGAACCGUAUUUGAAUAUGAACGCGGCUGGAUCGAAAGGUUUGAUGACAACAUUAAAAACGGAAGCCGAAUUACAAGAAUAUGUAGGCGCAGAAGAACACCAUCCAAUACAAAAACAACCACAACAGCAAGAUUAUUAUGAGACCUUCCAGGGAGUCGAAUCAACGAACAAUGUCACGCCCACGAUUUAUGAAACAGACGAUAAUGUUCAAACUAAAGAAGAAGAAAUUGAAAAUAAGCUGAUAGAUAUUUACGCGUGUUUCUCGGCAGCGCAGACUAAAACUAAGUGUCAAAUAUGUGGCCCCCUUUAUAGGAAGGAAGGUAAAAGAUUAUUCGUUUUCGAACAAUGCCGAGCAUGCUGGGUUGGUUUGAUUGGAUCGCAUUUAUUAAUUUACGGAAAUGAUCGAGACAGUCGUCCAUGCACAAUUUUGCCACUUCAGGGUUACAUGGCACGAGCUGCACCAAAUGCAGUUCCUCGAGAUCAACGUCGAAGUGAAUCUACUUUUGAAAUUUUUCGUCCUGGUAGUAAAACAUUCCAGUUUUCUGCGAAAACUCCAAAAGACAUGGAACAAUGGGUAUCGAAAAUUUGUAAUUUAUGUGGCGAAAAGAAGAAUGAUUGCAAAGAAUUCACAAAAGAAAUGGAUAACGUUGUUGCCACCAGUACUACUAAGCAAACAAAUGAUCAAGAAGACUCGAUUUCCAAAGAAGAACGAUAUCAAGAUGUAAGAAUGCUAGGUGGCGAUGAUUUUUCCAAUAAACUUUCAAUCGUUCCAAACAUUAUCAAUGAGGACACUGAAAGGAAAGCAGAUGAUUCUCCCGCAAAGGAUACAUCCUGCGAAAUUGCUGAUACCUCUCUCCCUUAUCCUUCUAUUGUCCUUUUCGAGACUGUUACUGUUUCUUCUCAAUCACAUUCUCCACUUCCACCUCCGUUACCAGCUCGAAUCCCCCGAAGACUACUAACCCUACCUGCUCAAUCUCCGUCUUACCAAUUCCCUGAUGACGAAGAAGAUGGUAUUUAUCAUAAGAUAGAAGAUUUUAAGGAAACGAUACAAUAUGGAAAUGUCGAUAAAACAUUUCGAGUUAAGAUGAGUAAUAAUCAAUCGAGCAGCGAAUCUGUAACUUACGAUGAUAUUCGAACGAGUAUGAAAACUGAACAUAAAUGGGAUGAGAAGAGAACAAAUUUUGAAACUCUUGCCAGAAAUUCGAUUGAUUCGCGAAACGCAUUAACGUAUGAUGAUACAGCUAAUUCCAUGUUAAAAGAUAAUAAAAUUACCGAUGAGCAAAACAAAUUUGUAUCGUACGACGAUAUCGAGAGUAUAGCGUCAAAUUUAAAAUCAGCCAAGAUUCGACUAAUGGAUAAAACGGAUGAAUCGGCAAAGUCACCACAAAAGAAAUCCUUUCUACAAAGAGUAAGAAGCAAGAAGGAAUCUCCAAAAAAAAUUGAGAAAAAAGCUAAUUGUAAAAUUCUGAAUUCACCAUUGCAACAGUCAUCAUCAUCAUUAUCGACAUCUGUAAAUAAUGAGAAACUACCGAUUUAUUAUGACGACGUAUCUGAUCUAAUGAAUGUCCAGCAGGAAACGAUUCGUUUAGAGGAAGAACAAUCAGAUUACACUUGUCCACCUCCACCUAGACCGAUAUACGCAAAACCACCGUUAGUAAAUGAAGUAAUCGAUACGGAAGAAUUUUAUGAUGACAUCACAUAUCGAGAUAAAUAUAAGGAUGACCGUGAAAUAUCUACUAAGUUAUAUUCAUUACAGAAAAUUACAAGGAAACCAAAUAUUUCCUGUGAAAACACGAAUGAUACACAACAAUCAUUUGAGGAUAAUAUAGAGCAUUAUAAAACACCGCGUCUUGAAUCACGUUAUCCUAAGUACCUUCACAAUGAUCAACAAGUAGACGAUCUAUAUGACGACAUUGCUAUACUUGCGGAAUUUACGGCGCGACAAAAGGAAGUUUUAAAUAACAAGGAUAACGAAGGUAUAACAAGGUCACAACUCAGCCCGGAAAAGAGGUCAUGGAACCGAUUUGUUGGUGGAAAAAAAUCGAAAACGAUUGAUCCAACUGUUAAUGAAACGAACAAUCGAAUCUUGAAUGGAACGGAAGAUGUGUUGGAUGACAUUGGUGAACAACAUAGUUCGUUACGAAUGAAUACUUUUCAAAAACUGAUUAGUAGAAUGGAGAAUUCUCUUAGUAAAGCAUCUGCAAGAACAGCAUCAUCGAUGUUGUUAAAUAAAAUGAAUCUCCAAACUAACAAUGUAUGAAUCUCGCCAGCAAGCUGAAAGAAUUGCAUAUUCGUCCGAUUUAAAAUAACGUUUG